This is a messenger RNA of Aricia agestis (brown argus), 1689 nucleotides long. It is a transcript of the gene Ppt2, whose product is annotated as lysosomal thioesterase PPT2 homolog. The coding region runs from base 298 to 1161 and encodes 287 amino acids. The record is from RefSeq and is a predicted model, not a curated record. Lineage: Eukaryota; Metazoa; Arthropoda; Insecta; Lepidoptera; Lycaenidae. Gene Ontology annotation, molecular function: thiolester hydrolase activity. The transcript is spliced from 6 exons. Gene Ontology annotation, cellular component: lysosome.
GUUGGAUUUAUUGAAAUAGUUAUUGUAAAUGGUUCAAUAUUGACCCUAACGGUCAAAGAUAAAUGAUACAGUGUCAACAAUACACGCUUGUUCUUUAUAAAACUACAAUCUGCGUCAUCGACACUUGCUAUUUAUACAAAGUAAUACAUCACAAUUCACAUUCUGCAUUCACAACCACUUGAUUCAAAUUUCAAACAAAGAACUCGUGUUAGGAAGGUUCUCGCAGUGAGGCAUACAGCUGUUUUGUAAUUACUAAUUACUGUCCAAUAUCAUUGAGUGUAACAAGAAUUUAUAACAAUGAUUAUCCAUAUGAAAUUAUGCCUAAUAAGUGCAUUAUGCCUUUGCUAUUGUUCUGCAUACAAGCCUGUGGUGCUUAUUCAUGGAAUCAUGACUGGAAGUGGGAGCAUGGAGAUGAUAAGCCGUAGGAUACAGGAAAAACAUCCAGGCACCAAAGUAUAUAAUGUAAACAGGUUUGAGAGCUGGUCGAGCCUGGAGACAAUGUGGCACCAGGUUUUAGAGAUUGGGAAUGAUGUUGCAAACAUAUCCAGUCAACACCCUGAAGGAAUUAAUUUAAUUGGUUAUUCCCAGGGUGGUCUAGUGGCGAGAGGCAUAGUACAGACAUUCCCUAAUGUGUCUGUCAGCACAUUCAUAUCCUUGAGCUCGCCACAAGCUGGACAGUAUGGCGCUGGAUUCCUGCACAUAGUAUUCCCAGGGCUGGUAAAAGAUACUGCAUAUGAGUUAUUCUAUUCCCGAGUUGGCCAGCACACGUCCGUUGGAAACUACUGGAAGGAUCCCUACCAUCAAACCCUGUAUGAACAGUACAAUGUGUACUUGCCAUACAUCAACAAUCAUAUAAAGUCAGUGCAAUCGGAGAAUUUCAAAUCGAAUAUUCUGAGGCUGAAGCGUUUGGUCCUUAUUGGUGGCCCUGAUGAUCAAGUGAUAACUCCUUGGCAGAGCAGUCAAUUCGGCUACUACGACAAAAACAACGAAACAGUAAUCGAGAUGAGGGACCAAGAUAUAUACACCGAAGACCGAAUCGGUCUCAAGUCUUUGGACCAGAGCGGCAGACUCCACCUGGUGACCGUUCCUGGAGUCAACCACUUCAAUUGGCACAUGAAUGUUAGUAUUGUGGACAACUACCUGCUACCUUACCUAGAUUGAAGUAGUGAAAGUAGGAGUGGUGUAUAGGGUGGCAGGGCUGGCAAAAUGCCACAGGCCCCCGACCCAAAAAGGGCCCCGGCCUAAGAGGCCGUGGGGUUAGAAAUUUUUUAUACAUUGUUUUAUUAUUAACGUGAUGAUUUUUAGUGAUAGGGUCCCAUCAAUUUGCCACGGGCCCCGGAUGUUAUAGUUACGCCACUGGAAAGUAGACAUUAGAUUUUGUAAAUGAAAUUAAAUGUAAAUAGUAUCAUCAUUCAUAGGUGAUUCAGACCGAUGCUGCUGGGCUAAAGCAGUUUAAAUUUCAUUUCGAUUUUGUAAAUGAAACAGUAUAGGGCCUAGUGCUACUGCAGGCUAAAGUUGCAGUGUAAAUAUCAUGUCUCUUGUGUUGGUAUAAGCAUACAUCAGUGGUCCCCAACAUUUUUUUCUUGCGGGCGAAAAACAUGUUUUGGUCUUGGAGUCGCGGGCCCGGCCGCAACAAAAAAAAAUUAAGAUUAAAAAAUAACGUUCUUCAAAAUUAACGAUUUAAAAAUG